Messenger RNA from Megachile rotundata (alfalfa leafcutting bee), 1796 nucleotides. RefSeq names its product dnaJ homolog subfamily C member 1. Gene Ontology annotation, cellular component: endomembrane system. The record is from RefSeq and is a predicted model, not a curated record. Lineage: Eukaryota; Metazoa; Arthropoda; Insecta; Hymenoptera; Megachilidae.
CCGAUACGCACGGCCUAAGUUCUCGAACGUAACCUCACCGAAACUUGCGAUGUGGCAUUUGACUUCUCAACAUAUUUUGAUCUGCAUUUUAGAAAAUUAAUAUUCUCAAAUCAAAACGAUGGCUGUGGUAUAGAUUUUGAACAGCGAACGUACCCGAUUCGAAAAUAUAAAUUUCUCGAUGGACAUGGUUGUAUAUACAUAGUGAAUAAGAAAAAAUGAGAGUGUCAGUACUGUUAGUCUUUCGACUUUUGUAUUUUUUGGAUAUAAACAAAUUUACAAAUGCCUGGGACAAUGAGGAGUUGGAAGUAUUCGACGUUGUCGAAGAAGUUAAUCAAAAUUUUUAUGAGGUUCUUGGUGUUCCACAGGCAGCAAAUGCCUCAGAUAUCAAGAAAGCUUUCAGACGAUUGUCACUGCAAUUGCAUCCAGAUAAGAACCCUGCAGAGGAUGCAGAGCAACAAUUUAGAAAACUGGUUGCUGUGUAUGAUGUAUUGAAAGAUCCUGGAAAACGUCAGAAAUAUGAUAAUGUUCUUGUUAAUGGAUUGCCAAAUUGGCGGUCUGCUGUAUAUUACUACAGACAUGUGCGAAAAAUGGGACUUCUAGAAUUAAGUAUAAUUUUAUUUUUAAUUAUUACAGUUGGACAAUAUGUGGUAGCAUGGGGUGCAUACUUUGAGAAAAGAUAUACAUAUGAACAAGUAUUAGGUAGUAAACUGCAGAAAAUGCAGAAGAAAAAUAAAAAAGGUAAAAUGGAUGUGCCAGAUUUAGCAGAUAUUUUGGAGAAAAUUCCUACACCAACUAUUUGGAAUACUCUUCCAUUUCAAUUUCCAAGGUGGAUAAUAGCUGUUACAUUAUCCAUUCCUGAUGUUGUACGUAUGAUGUAUAGUGUUUUGGAAGAAAGGAAACGUAGGAAGAAACAGGAAGAAGAAGAAGCAUCAGCACAAGAAACUGAACAAUUACCACCUGAACCUGUAUCUCGGGCGCGGAGACGUAGACCUGGUUUUACUCCUCAGGAAAGAAGCGGCAAUAAUAUUAAAGAAGUAUCGAAGAAAGACCAAACAAUUCAUGUUUACCAAAAACCUGCAGUGUUUGGCGGCUUAUGGACCGACGAUGAUAUCUUAGAAUUAAUUAAACUUGUAAAAAAAUACCCUAGUGGUACUCCAGAAAGAUGGGAUAAGAUUGCAGAUGCAAUGAACCGUACAGUUGCAGAAGUUACUCAUAUGGCAAAAAAGAUAAAAGAUGAAGGGUUGAAACCCGGUGUAUCUACAGAGGAAACUGUAGUGGAAGAACGUCCGAAAAAAACAAAGACACGCGCCGAGAAUGUGGAUAACAUGAGCGAGUGGAGUCAAGAACAGCAAAGAGCGCUUGAAGCAGCUCUUACAAAAUAUCCCAAAGGUGCAUCUGUCGAUCGAUGGGAAAAGAUUGCAAAUUGUGUUGAAGGGAAAACAAAGGAUGAGUGCCAAGCAAGGUACAGACAGUUGGUGGAGUUGAUAAAAAAGAAGCAAGAUGUUCAAUAGCCUGCCAUGUACAAGAUUGUUCCUUCGACAAAACGUGUAGUCCAUACAAUCAAGUCCAAAAAAUGUAUUCGAUCUUAUAAAGAUACAUAUUUCACGGCUGUUGUACAUUUAUAAUACGGAUGAAUUACAGAUGUCCGAAAGAUUCUCUUACAUAGAGACGAAGAUUAAAUAUGAUGCAUUAAGAACGAUAAAAGAGAACUUUAUACGCGAGAAGGAAUAUUGCUCCUACAUCAUUUUAUUAUUAAAUGUUUGUGGAGAAUGUAUUUAUUUAAUAAAUUUAAUAAU